Molecule: messenger RNA, 8703 nt
Organism: Mercenaria mercenaria
Lineage: Eukaryota; Metazoa; Mollusca; Bivalvia; Venerida; Veneridae
Product: vesicle-associated membrane protein/synaptobrevin-binding protein-like
Exons: 7
Coding region: 85-864 (259 amino acids)
Biological process (GO): endoplasmic reticulum membrane organization
Cellular component (GO): plasma membrane; endoplasmic reticulum membrane
Molecular function (GO): FFAT motif binding
Source: RefSeq, a predicted model, not a curated record
CGCAGUUCCACGACUAAAGUCAGAUGGUGGAAUAAUAUUUCAGGAUUUUAUUUUCGAUAUUAUUGAGACGAAGCAGCCCUAAAGAUGUCAAAAUUAGACCAAGUACUUCAGAUUGAACCUUCGGUAGAACUUGUUUUUCGAGGUCCGUUUAAUGAAGUUGUGACAGCAGAUCUGAAGUUGACCAAUCCGUCAGAUAAGCGAGUAUGUUUCAAAGUGAAAACAACAGCACCAAAACGAUACUGUGUCAGACCAAACAGUGGUGUCAUAGAGUCAAAGGGAGCAGUAACUGUGGCUGUGAUGCUGCAACCAUUUGAUUAUGACCCAAAUGAAAAGAACAAACAUAAGUUUAUGGUACAGACAAUGUUUGCACCUGAUGGUAAAAUAGAAAACCAAGAACAGUUGUGGAAGGAUGUAUUACCAGAACAGUUGAUGGAUUCAAAGUUGAAAUGUGUACUUGAUCCCACUGGGAAUUCAGCAUCACAGAAUUCAGUGGUACAUGAAGAAAAGGUAAAAGCAGUUAAACAAGAAAACGUUCAUACUCGGCCCGACCUCCCAACCCCUCGGGCCGAGGCCUACCCCGCGUCAGCCCAAAAACCAACUGUUGGUAAUGUGGAUUCACAGAAACGGCAAGACGAAGAAAUAAGACGACUUAAAGAACAGAUAAAUGCUUUGAAAGAAGAGAAUUCAAAUAUCAAGGCUGAAGAAGUACGCUUGAGGAAAGUUGCUAUGUCAGAUACUGUAUCAUCUACGCCACCGCCGUCACAGCGAGUCGAGGUCCCAACACAAGCUUCUGCUCUUCCACCAUAUGUCUACCUUAUAGUUGUACUUAUUCUUGGUAUCUUAAUAGGAAAAAUCAUACUGUAGUUUCAACCUCGGGAAAAGGGAGAGACGUUUUUACUAAGACUGGACUUAUUUAUUUUUAAGCACAUAAAAAUCGUAAAUGCAAAUGGGGCCAUAAGCAGUAAGGACAGGAAUAAGCGGCUUGCUGGUAAAGGUGACGCAAGUUUUGAAAUGAUAUAUGAUGAUUCAAAAUCCAGAACAACCACGUCUCAUAUUGUUCGUAUGUUAAACAGGCUUUAGUGAAUUUUAUUUGCUUCAUUCAGUAACUGCAUAUUAUGGUAACUGAAUAUAUUGAAAUUUAGUGACAAAAAAUCAUGCAACGUGAAAUUACGAUUAAAUCAUCGAAAUCUGUGUGAAGUACUUCUGACUACUAGGGACUAUAAUAUCUCCAUAAGUACUAUAGUACAAGAGAAAAUUGUAUAUAGAACAGUUGUGAUCAUAACAUAUUGAACAUUUGGUCUGUAACAGACAUUUGCCAAUAUUAUGUAAUGUUUGCAAUUAGUUGCCAUGUUGACCAUGUUGGUCUGUAAUAUUCAGAUGGUGAAAAUUGUUCUAUAUAAUGCUUUUUACAUAGCAUUAAUUAUCUCCCCUUGUGGCCAUUUUUUUCAAGAUCUGAAACAGAUUACUGAUUAGACGAGAAUUUCUCACAUUGCUGUGAAAUUCUUUUAAUUGACAAAAAAUUUUCCUUGUACUCCUGUUACAUAAUUUAAUUAUGAAAUAUUCUGACAUUAGGUGAUAUUAAAUAUGAAAGGUGUCUUUGAUACGUUAGAGGUUUUUUUUCUCAAAGACAAUGAUUUCUUGACUAUGUCUAUAAUGAAUAUUGAAAAUUUUGACCCCCAAAAUGGCUACCAGUUACAUCAAGGAAAAUAACUUCCAGUAUUUAAAAAUAUCCGAAUGUAUUUAUACAUGGUAUAUUGCAGCUUUACAUAAUAUUUACCACUGUCUGCUUUGAGUUUAAUGUUUUGAGUGAACUGUAGAUAUUUUAAACUUUUAAAUGUGAAUAAGAACAUACUAACAAGUCUGUUAAACAGAUUAAAAUACAGUUUCUUCAUAAUCUAGCUUUCACAAGCCAUGACAUGGUAUAAGGUAUAUAUAAAAAUCUAUAUUGGAAAGUAAAAAAAAUCAUUAUGAGGUAAAAAAUUAAUUUGUUUUUAAUGUUAAGAGGGAAUAAUGUAUAACAUGAGCUGAGUAUGAAAUGUCUUUGUGAAAUUUGCAUUCUUAAUUGGUUUUAGAUUUGAUUAAAAAUCAUGUUGUACUUUAUGUAGAAUAAUGUUUGCGAAUAUUCUGUUUUCUAACUGUAUAAAUGACUUUUCUUCUUCUUACUUUGCUAAUAUAUGAAAUAUUGAAAAGGGCCUCACUGAAAGAGAGGAAUAAGUGUAGUUAUUUGUGCUGGUUUGAGAAGACUUUUAUAAAUAUGUAUGUAUUUUGGAAUGUAGAUUAUUUUCGCCUGUAUAACAAUGUGUCUCUAAAUUAGAUUGCUACUUAUAACGGUAAAUCUACUGUGAAACCAUUUAAAUUCGCUGGCAUGAAAUUUUGCGCAAAUGUGAAAAAGGACUGUUUCGCGCGGGCUUUAAUUUGCGCAUUUUCAAUUUUAGAAAUUAAAAAUAAUAAUAGCGCGGUCUUUAAUUCGCGCAUCAGUCCUAGCGCGAAAAUUCGUCCUACGCAAAGAAAAAUGAUUUCACAGUAUUUUGCAACUGCUGCUGAAUUUUUCCAGUUAUGAACAUACGUACAGAUCUAUGAAAGGAUAACCAAUUGUAUUUGAAGCAGAUGGUUUAAACAAGGAAGUAUGCAAGAUUUUUUUUAUUGCAUUUAUUCUGAAUGUUGUGGCACAGUUUUGCUGAAAAUAACCAAGGCUUCAGACAUAAAUAGCUAGAUUUACCUUGGAUCCUGGCUCUUGCAGACCACACUGGUACAUGUACUUGCGUACAUGGUGUUCUUCUCAACUUCUGCGUAGAAACAAUGUGGAAUUAGUGCUUCAUUGGUCUUCACUAUAUUGUUUUUCACAACUUGACUGUAUAAGAACAAUGUGGAAUUCUAUAAUGCUUCACUGUUCUACACCACUUGACUGUAGGAACAAUGUGGAAUUCUAUAAUGCUUCACUGUUCUUCACCACUUGACUGUAGGAACAAUGUGGAACUGUAUAAUGCUUCACUGUUCUUCACCACUUGACAGUAGGAACAAUGUGGAAUUGUAUAAUGCUACACUGUUCUCCACAACUUGACUGUAGGUACAAUGUGGAAUUCUAUAAUGCUUCACUGUUCUUCACCACUUGACUGUAGGAACAAUGUGGAAUUGUAUAAUGCUACACUGUUCUUCACCACUUGACUGUAGGAACAAUGUGGAAUUGUAUAAUGCUUCACUGUUCUUCACCACUUGACUGUAGGAACAAUGUGGAAUUGUAUAAUGCUUCACUGUUCUUCACCACUUGACUGUAGGAACAAUGUGGAAUUCUAUAAUACUUCACUGUUCUUCAUCACUUGACUGUAGGAACAAUGUGGAAUUGUGUAAUGCUACACCGUUCUUCACAACUUGACAGUAAGAACAAUGUGGAAUUGUGUAAUGCUACACCGUUCUCCACAACUUUACUGUAGGUACAAUGUGGAAUUGUGUAAUGCUACACUGUUCUCCACAACUUGACUGUAGGAAUAAUGUGGAAUUGUCUAAUGCUACACCGUUCUUCACAACUUGACUGUAGAAACAAUGUGGAAUUGUAUAAUGCUACGCUUUGCUUCAAAACUUGACUGUAGAAACAAUGUUGAAUUCUAUAAUGCUACGCUGUGCUUCACAACUUGACUGUAGGAACAAUAUGGAAUUGUAUAAUGCUACACCUUUCUUCACAACUUGACUGUAGGAACAGUGUGGAAUUGUAUAAUGCUACACCAUUCUUCACAACUUGACUGUAGGAACAAUGUGGAAUUGUAUAAUGCUUCACUGUUCUUCACAACUUGACUGUAGGAACAAUGUGGAAUUGUAUAAUGCUACACUUUGCUUCACAACUUGACUGUAGAAACAAUGGUGAAUUGUUUAAUGCUACGCUGUGCUUCACAACUUGACUGUAGGAACAAUGUGGAAAUGUAUAAAUGCUACACCGUUCUUUACAACUUGAUUGUAGGAACAGUGUGGAAUUGUAUAAUGCUACACCGUUCUUUACAACUUGACUGUAGGAACAAUGUGGAAUUGUAUAAUGCUUCACUGUUCUUCACAACUUGACUGUAGGAACAAUGUGAGCUGGCUGUGGUAGAUAUAAUGUUCAGGUGGGCACUUCGGGUCUCCCCCCACCCCAACCAUUAAAGCUUGAAAGUCACUGAAGUGAACUGUGUCAGUUUGACCUAAAACUUUAAGUCAGACCAAAUGAUCUAAUCCACAUAUUAUUAAUCAUUAAUAGCAAUGAUAUAUAUCACACAAGUAAUUAAAUGCAUACACAAAAUAACCUUGCUGUAAACGUUUUGUAUUACUGCUUUUCCAUCACUGCUAUUGUAUGUAAACAUCGAGGGUUGAUGGGAAAAGUAGAAGUGUUUAAAGUGCAUAUAAUAUCGAUACUAAGGACUUAAAAAAACAUUGCCAUUGGGCUGUUAUUUAAUAUCAACACACGAUGGUAUUAGUCAAGUCAUUUUAUUGUUCUUAUCAAAAGCUACAUACAGUAAGCCAGCUAGUGUUCAUGUGUGUUAUUGUGUGAAUGGGUAAACAUUGAUUAACUCAUGUAUGUAAUGGUCCAAGACAGGCAAUGCUAAAGUGGGUUUUGAUUUAGCUGUACAUCAAAACUUAAAAUGUCAUCAAGCAAGAUGAGAAAAUAUGUACAGAUUGUAUGAUAUUUAGCAAAUUAGAACUGACUGUUGAAACUUGGCUUCAUGACAACUUAAAAACAGAGGUAGGUUUAUUUGAUGUAGUUAUGGAAGAAAGUUACAGAAUUGUGCUCUGCGCUAUUUUCUCAUGGGUGAGCUUUCAAGCCUAUUUACUAUAUACUGAAUCAUAAAUGGGAUAAAGAGGCAUUUUACUUUAGUAUUAUGUAUGAUAUCUUACAUGUAGCUCCCUGACUUUACCCUUUAUAUAUAAGCUUUCCAUCUUUAAAAUGUGUACAGACUUAUUAUCAGAUUUAUUGGAUGAGUGUUGAGAUAAAUGGUUGGUCUAGCAGAUAUAACAUUCUGUAAAUAUAUAGUUGGAAGAGUCUUCAGAGAUUUGUGCUUUGUGUUUUUGAACCUGAAUUGAUAAAGAGUUUUACUGUUUUCUAUUUUUUAAGCUCAUCUGAUUUUUUGAAAAAAUGUGAUGAGUUAUUGUCAUCACUUGAUCGGCGUCUGCGUUGCCUGGUUAAGUUUUAUGUUUAGGUCAGCUUUUCUCCUAAACUAUCAAAGCUAUUGCUUUGAAACUUGCAACACUUGUUCACCAUCAUAAGCUGACCCUGUACAUCAAGAAACAUAACUCCAUCCUGCUUUUUGCAAGAAUUAUUGCCCCAUUUGGACUUAGAAAAUCAGUUUUCUUGGUUAAGUUUUAUGUUUAGGUCAGCUUUUCUCCUAAACUAUCAAAGCUAUUGCUUUAAAACUUGCAACAUUUGUUCACCAUAAUAAGCUGACCCUGUACAGCAAAAAACAUAACUCCAUCCUGCUUUUUGGAAGAUUUAUGGCCCCUUUUGGACUUGGAAAAUAUCAGAUUUCUUAGUUAAGUUUUAUGUUUAGGUCAACUUUUUCUCUUAAACUAUCAAAGCUAUUGCUUUGAAACUUGCAAUACUUGUUCACCAUCAUAACCUGACCCUGUACACCAAGAAACAUAACUCCAUCCUGCUUUUUUUAAGAAUUAUUGCCCCUUUUGGACUUAGAAAAUCAGUUUUCUUGGUUGAGUAAUAUGUUUAGGUCAGCUUUUCUCAUAAACUAUCAAAGCUAUUGCUUUAAAACUUGCAACACUUGUUCACCAUCAUAAGCUGACCAUGUACAGCAAGAAACAUAACUCUGUCCUGCUUUUUGCAAGACUUAUGGCCUCUUUUGGACUUCGAAAAUAUCAGAAUUAUUGGUUAAGUUUUAUGUUUAGGUCAGCUUUUCUCCUAAACUAUUUGAAGCUAUUGCUUUGAAACUUGCAACAGUUGUUCACCAUCAUAAGCUGACUAUGUACAUUAAGAAACAUAACUCCAUCCUGCUUUUUGCAAGAAUAAUGGCCCUUUUUGGACUUAGAAAAUCAUGGGUAGGACAAUUUUUCUAUUAUACAAAAAAAAAUCAGAUGAGCGUCAGCACCCGCAGGGCGGUGCUCUUGUUUUAUUUAGAGGCACAUGUUUGUGGCUCUGCCUAGACAUAUUCACUAGCAAGAGCUAUAUGUCUUUUUGACUGUCCUGUAUUUUUCUUUCAAAGAAUUCUUAGAGUCUCUUUGAUGAACUCUUCUUAACGGUUUGGUUGACUUCGCCAAACCUGAGUCAUAUAUUAAACACCUUUUUUGGAGAGUCUAUGGUCAGUUGUUUCUGUACAGAAAUUGACCUUUAUGCUACUCAUAAUGUUUGUGACAGUUGGCAUUCAUUCCAUUUCAUCUGCUUGUUUCAUUACUUUCAUGUUUGUCAGAGCAAAUACAACUUCACAGGUUGAGUUGCUUCAGGCAAUGGUGGCCCUUGGCUCUGUGUAUGAUGAACAUAAUCUUUGUAGAUGUACACUAACCUAUGUUUUGUAAGAGAACUCGGCAGAUUUUUUCUCGAGUGUAAACUGAUGACAGAAACUGAAGUUGCAGCUGUGCUAUACUUCAUGUUUGAAAACAUUUACGAUACUUACAGUGGUAGAAAAAGGGAUUUUAUUUCUUAAUUUUAUUUGGGUGUAUCACAUGCAAAGAAAAAGAUUACUAACCUAAAUAGUAUAUUAGUUUAACCCUUAUCAUGCUGGACACUACUGAUUCUGCCUUUGCGACCAGUGUAGAUCAUGAUCAGCCCGCACAUCCAUGCAGUCUGAUCAAGAUCUGCACUGUUUGCCAUUCAGUCAGUAUCCUUUUUAUAAACACACCUUUUAACAGGUAAUGGUGUUGUCUAGAUUGAAAAAUGGACAAGUUCAUUAUAGAAAUUUAGCAGGGUAAGGGUUUAAAUUUUAAUUGAUACUUUAAUUUUUGAAUAACAACACUAAUUUAACAUUGAUACCAUGUUUUUUUGAUGAUAAAAAUAAAAUUAUUUUAGUAAUUGUAGUGUUUUUUUCUCUUGUAAAAUUAAAUGCAGGCUCUUGAGACACUGAAGUACAUGAACAACAACAUUUUAGGAUAUCGGGGGGGUUUUUCAAUGUAAACACUAAUGUGAGACGAAACCAGUCCAGUUUAAUAGUGCUUCCCCUGAGCCUAUAAUAGAUUUGGCAGAUAAAUUGUUGUUUUUAGAGCUAGAUUUGAUGGUGUAUUUGUAAGAAAUGAGUGAAAUGAGAAUGAUUGUUGUAGGAUAAAACUGUUGAUAUAAUGUAUUUGUCCAAGAUGCAUCACCACAAUUUUAGUCAGUUGCCUACUGAAUAACGAAUUAACCCCAGUCAUAAUGGUGUUAUCAUUUUAAAUGUUUUUAUUUAUUAAUAUGAACAAAUUUUGCAAAGAAGAAUUUACAGCUUAAAGGUGAACAGUUACUUUAAACAUUUCUUGAAAUUUUUCACCUCAUUUAUUUAUUCUGUUAGAGGUUUAUUAAUACCUAUUACAGUGAAAAUCUAACUUGGACUAGCAGUAAGUGAACGCAAAUAAGUGUAAGUGAUCAGAUGUUAAAGUUAUAAACAAAUGAGCCACGCCAUGAGAAAACCAACAUAGUGAAUUUGCGACCAGCAUGGAUCUAGACCAGCCUGCGCAUCAGCACAGUCUGGUCAGGAUCCAUGCUGUUUGCUAACGGUUUCUCUAAUUGUAAUAGGCUUUGAAAGUGAACAGCAUGGAUCCUGACCAGACUGCGCGGAUGCGCAGGCAGGGUUUGGAUCCAUGCUGGUCGCAAACGCACUAUGUUGGUUUUCUCAUGGCACGGCUCAAAUCUAGUGUUUGACCAAAACCUGAUUAAACACCUUUAAAUGAAUUGUAAAGUUAAUUUCUGUCCAGUUUUGCAUUGAAUAAAGUACUUCCUUUUUUGGAGAUUUGUUUGAGAAAUUAGCAAGUUAGAUUUUUAGAUUUUUGGUGAAUAAAAUGUAAUGAGGGAGAGGGCAAAAUAUUAGUGAUCUAUUUUAUUUUCAGUUUUUAGAAAUUUAAAUUGAUCAAGACCAUAUAUGGGAUUCCAGUACUGUUUGAAAAUGUGAAAGGUGUAAGAAUGUAAUUGGAAAUAACUUCUGCUGCUAGGUGAUACAUUUUAGAGCUUAUCAUCACUUUGAAAUUGAAAUGUGAGUCAUUUAUUCUUUAACAAACUGAUUGAUGUACAUGUAUUUGGAAUAACAGGACUGUAGUGUAUACUGCAGUACCUUAAUUGUUCCUUACAUUUUUGUGAUUUUCUUUUUUGCAAAGUUGUAUUUAUAUAUGAUGUCUGAGGCUGGAAAAAAAAAGGUUCGUUUCAACAUGGGAGAAAGUAUUUUCGCAUGUGAAAAUGAACACAAUAUCAUUGGUCUAAAUGUUUUAUGUAUAUGCACUGUAUGACCCUUUUCUUGAAUUCCUUAACUAGUUUAGUGUAAAGUCAGGUGUAUAUGUUUAUAAGGGACUGUGUACAAAAUUUUUCCUUCACCAUAAAUUUUGCCAUAGCUUUAAAAAUUCUAAAGACAUUUUUCCACAGCGCUUCAGUGAACAUGUACAAAAGUCCCCCCAAGUUUGUAGAUUUUUUGUUACACAAUACAUGUAUAAUACUGAGGUGCAUUCAGAUCUAUAAUUAGUCAUUGUUAAGAUGCUGUAACUUUACUUAGCUUGUUGUUUUAUUGUGAAAAAAAUGAUUCCCACUUUACUGCAAUAAAGACAUUAAUGUUUAAACCAUAA